AUCACUAUCUUUACAAUGUUUUGGAAUGUGGUUCCCAAGUAUAAAAGACGCCAUGUUUCGUUGAGAAAAAGAACAUCGAAGAAAAAGAAAACCAGUUCAAAGGAACCCAAACGAAGAGUUCCUUCCAAGAAGCCUAAACAAGGUUUCUACUUUGAGAAUAACUCUUAUGUAGCUACCAAGAACUUACUACAAAAUGAGAAGAAUCAAGUUCCAUUGGGUGCUGUGAUACAACUUAUCAGAAAAGGAGUCUUUCAGGUGGAUCAUGUCAUAACUUUGGAACAGUUAAAGUCUGCAGGUCUAUUGAGUAGGAAGUCAAGGCAAGUUUGUUUAGUUGGGAGAUGUACAAGGAUACCUUUUCCUAUUCGAAUAGAAUGUACUUGUGUAACAUAUUCUGCUUGGAAAUGUAUUUCUGCUUGUGGAGGAGAAGUUAUUUGUUUAUUUCUAUCGCCUUUAUACUUGCAAGCAUAUUUGUUUGCCAAGGAGUGGAAUAUCUCUAAAGAUUUUGUUGGUCAAGUGAGUACAAAACAUUCGGUUUACAAAUCAUUUUUACACGAACAGGUUGUCCAAAGCCAAAAAUGGUCGAAACAAUAUCCAAAUAGAAAUGCUUUUCAUAUUCCAUUUAUUUGUUUAAAGAGAACUCAUCAGUUGAUGGCUCCAAAUGUCAUUACUUAUUCUCAACCCAUUGGUUUACAAGGUUUAGAGUUUUUACAUGAUGACUAUUGUAGAGAUAUAUUAUGGGAUGAUUGUAUAAAGCUUUCCAUAGAACGAAUCAGGUGAAUAGAUGAGAAGACGGAUAGGAUUGAACUGGAAUGUUAUUCAAAAUAAAGUUCUUUAAUCGAAU
Galdieria sulphuraria is the source of this 841-nucleotide messenger RNA. RefSeq lists its product as hypothetical. The transcript is spliced from 4 exons. The coding region runs from base 16 to 777 and encodes 253 amino acids. NCBI's taxonomy places the organism in Eukaryota, Rhodophyta, Bangiophyceae, Galdieriales, Galdieriaceae. The record is from RefSeq and is a predicted model, not a curated record.